Molecule: messenger RNA, 777 nt
Organism: Echinostoma caproni
Lineage: Eukaryota; Metazoa; Platyhelminthes; Trematoda; Plagiorchiida; Echinostomatidae
Source: the annotation of a GenBank genome assembly
AAAGGACAACUGGUAUGUAAAAUAUCUAAUCCACCGUUGGAUUUGAGUACAGGUGCUUUGGAUCAGCUGAUUGACACACUGCUCCUAAGCCUCUUGGUACCGCAGUCCCAAAUUGAUUUGCCGGGCGAGUACAACGUUUCGUAUGUGACCGCAAAGAACAUUCGUGUGGUUCAGUUGGACACAAUUCAACGUACUUGUCCUGUGCAAUUGCUCACUAAUGACUCGUUCGGUUGCACUUCACAAGGUUUGUUGCUAAAAGCGUGUUUCGGGGCGGAACAACUCAAGGUGGAGCUUAGUUUGAAGUCUCUAAUGGGAACCUCUGGGGUAGGUUUAUUUGAGGAAAAUUACGAUUUUUCAAACAAGUAUGACAUGACUAGAAUCAAAUUGGAAGCUCGCUUGUUUGCUCCGGCUGAAGAUAGCCAACUGCCAAAAAAGCGCUUGCUGCAAAUCGUAUCCAUUUUGACAACCAGUUCAGGCGAUUUGGAAAUUCGACCACAUCAGAGCAGUUUUACUAAGAGUAUUUUAAAAUCAAUGGUCAAAGGUUCCUUUAAGUUAUUGCAAGACACAAUAAUCGACUAUUUGGACAAAUACGUAAUCGGUCUGCUGAACGAUCAAGUGAAACAAUAUCACAUUACACCUUUGUUUGUGACGCAGGGAAGUGACGACACCAAUAACGACGACAACAGAGGCUUAUCAAAGCGCUCAUUGGCGGGUGUGAAACGAAGAUCCGGUCGCAGCCGAUACCUAAUUGCAGCAAACAAUAUGGUGAUGAAUUGA